AUGGAGGGUCAGAAAUCAAGUUACUCCAGGACUAACACCGAGGUGGAGGGUCAGAAAUCAAGUUCCUCCAGGACUAACACCGAGAUGGAGGGUCAGAAAUCAAAUUACUCCAGGACUAACACUGAGGUGGAGGGUCAGAAAUCAAGUUCCUCCAGGACAAACAUCGAGAUGGAGGGUCAGAAAUCAAGUUCCUCCAGGACAAACAUCGAGAUGGAGGGUCAGAAAUCAAGUUACUCCAGGACAAACAUCGAGGUGGAGGGUCAGAAAUCAAGUUCCCCCAGGACUAACACUGUAGUGGACGGUCAGAAAUCAAGUUACUCCAGGACAAACACUGAGAUGGAGGGUCAGAAAUCAAGUUACUCCAGGACUAACACCGAGGUGGAGGGUCAGAAAUCAAGUUCCAGGACUAACACUGAGGUGGAGGGUCAGAAAUCAAGUUCCUUCAGGACUAACACCGAGGUGGAGGGUCAGAAAUCAAGUUACUCCAGGACUAACAUCGAGAUGGAGGGUCAGAAAUCAAGUUCCUCCAGGACUAACACCGAGAUGGAGGGUCAGAAAUCAAGUUCCUCCAGGACUAACACUGAGGUGGAGGAAAUCAAGUUGGAGGGUCAGAAAUCAAGUUCCUCCAGGACUAACACCGAGGUGGAGGGUCAGAAAUCAAGUUCCCCCAGGACUAACACCGAGGUGGAGGGUCAGAAAUCAAGUUCCUCCAGGACUAACACCGAGGUGGAGGGUCAGAAAUCAAGUUCUUCCAGGACUAACACUGAGGUGGAGGGUCAGAAAUCAAGUUCCUCAUGGACUAACACCGAGGUGGAGGGUCAGAAAUCAAGUUCCUCCAGGACUAACACUGAGAUGGACGGUCAGAAAUCAAGUUCUUCCAGGACAAACACUGAGAUGGAGGGUCAGAAAUCAAGUUCUUCCAGGACUAACAUCGAGAUGGAGGGUCAGAAAUCAAGUUCCUCCAGGACUAACACUGAGAUGGAGGGUCAGAAAUCAAGUUCUUCCAGGACUAACACCGAGGUGGAGGGUCAGAAAUCAAGUUCCUCCAUGACAUAUACCGGGCUGAGAGUCAGAGAAAAAACCUAUUUAGAGCAAUAA
This is a messenger RNA of Ylistrum balloti, 1098 nucleotides long. RefSeq names its product micronuclear linker histone polyprotein-like. The coding region runs from base 1 to 1098 and encodes 365 amino acids. The transcript has 2 exons. Lineage: Eukaryota; Metazoa; Mollusca; Bivalvia; Pectinida; Pectinidae. The record is from RefSeq and is a predicted model, not a curated record.